Messenger RNA from Halteromyces radiatus, 774 nucleotides. RefSeq lists its product as uncharacterized. Gene Ontology annotation, biological process: regulation of DNA-templated transcription. The record is from RefSeq and is a predicted model, not a curated record. Bases 85 to 570 code for a protein of 161 amino acids. Lineage: Eukaryota; Fungi; Mucoromycota; Mucoromycetes; Mucorales; Cunninghamellaceae. Gene Ontology annotation, molecular function: DNA-binding transcription factor activity. The transcript has a single exon.
CUUUUGUUUUUUUUUCUCACUCACCUUUUUUCUUUAUUAUUGUAUCCUUGUCGUUUUUUUUUAUUUUUUUUUUAUUUUAUCAAUAUGGACCAAGAUAAAGAAUUCCUUGAUUGGGUAAUGCAAAAUAAUCCAAUGGAAGGUGCUACUUCUAAUUUUGAACUACCACAACAACAAUAUCAUUCAACACCUCAACAACCUCAUUACCCAAAUUAUCCUCCAUAUCAACCUACUUACGAUAAUGAAUCGAACCGAAGUUUCUAUCAAAAUACUCCGUCCAUGAUGCACGACAAAACUUCUCAACAUUUACCAUCGAACUACUCUGUUGAAAUACAACAUCAAAUGCAUUACUCAGGUCAACAUUCUCAUCAACAACCGAAAGAAUCAAAUAUAAACAAUGGAACAGGUCGCCUAUCUGAUGAAGAUGAAGAAAAUUACACAGAAGCACAAUUAAAGAUGAUGACAUCCAAAGAACGACGACAAUUACGCAAUAAAAUCUCGGCAAGAAACUUUAGGAAUCGUCGCAAAGGUAAAAAAAAAAAAAAAAAAAAAAAUGGGGAGGUUUAUGUAUGAAAGGGAGACUCAUCGUUUACAAAAUUAAAUAUUUUUUUUUCCCUUUAGAAUACAUUGCAUCCUUGGAGGGUGAAGUUGCCAAAUUCAAGAACGAGAAUAGCCAGCUGCGAUUGGAAAUUAAAUGGGUUCGUACAACAAUGAACAAGUUACAAAAGGAAAACGAUCAUCUGCGUGUUGAAUUGGCCCUUUGUCAUGGUGGCAUUA